This is a messenger RNA of Penaeus indicus, 1179 nucleotides long. RefSeq names its product homeobox protein HMX3-B-like. The record is from RefSeq and is a predicted model, not a curated record. NCBI's taxonomy places the organism in Eukaryota, Metazoa, Arthropoda, Malacostraca, Decapoda, Penaeidae. Gene Ontology annotation, cellular component: nucleus. The coding region runs from base 1 to 1179 and encodes 392 amino acids. The transcript has 3 exons. Gene Ontology annotation, molecular function: RNA polymerase II cis-regulatory region sequence-specific DNA binding; DNA-binding transcription factor activity, RNA polymerase II-specific. Gene Ontology annotation, biological process: regulation of transcription by RNA polymerase II; cell differentiation.
AUGCCUUACAAAGACACUUGCAAUAUCAGUGUCCAGGAAAUGAAGCAGCAGGACGGGGUCGGCGAGCAGCAGGGUGAGGAGCUUUUCCGUCCGGGACCUGCUUCAGCUCCCCGACAACCCGGACAAAGGUACGACACAGCGCUACUUGUGUUUCUCGUAGAUCCUGCAGCAGCGCCUCCCUCCACACUUUGCUGGUGGCGAGCACUCACUCUGGUGGACGACGGGGGCGGCGUCCUGGCCUCCUCCGAGAAGGUCCUGCCGCACCUCGACGACUGCAACCCCAUCCAGGCGGCGGCGGACUCGACCGAGAACACGAAUGUCGUCGAGGACGAGCCCGAGGAGGACAUGGAGGGCGUGGAGGUAUCCGACGAGCCCGAGGACGGCCAGGAGCACCACGGCCGCAAGAGGAAGCGCCGCAUCCUGUUCACCAAGUCCCAGACCUACGAGCUGGAGCGGCGCUUCCGCCAGCAGCGCUACCUGUCGGCGCCGGAGCGGGAGCACUUGGCCUCGCUCAUCAACCUCACACCGACGCAGGUAAAAAUAUGGUUCCAGAACCAUCGCUACAAAACCAAGAAACUCUACCGCGAGAAAGGCCUCCCCUCCACGCUGGAGAACCCCUACGUGCCGACGUCGAACCCCCUGGGCUCGCUGCCGAGUGCGCUGCGCCGCCUGACGGUGCCCCUCCUGGUGCGCGAGAGGCUGUCGUCGGUGACCAGCAGCAGCGGCCGGACAGACGCCCUGCCCCACGAGACGUCGAGCUCCCUGCUGGAGCCCCGACUGCCGCCGCCCCUGCACAUGGCGCCGUCGGUAGCCUUCCCGGGGCUAUUUUCUGGUCUGUUCGGGGCAUCCCAGGGCCUGCUCCCUCCGGCCCUGUCGCAGAACCCUCUCCCUCACGCCCUGGCAGCCUCCCUCACCUCCUCCCUGCUGCUGCCGUCCCACCCGCUCUUCUCGACGGCCUCCUCCCUGUCCACGCCGCUGUCCCUGUUCUCCACGCCCCCCGCCAGCUCCACCGGCGUCGCCCCCAGCAUCGCCCCCGUCACCGUGCUGGAAGGGGGCAGUCGCUCGGCCUCGUCCUCGCCGGUGACGUCCCUCUCGCCGCCGCGGCCUCCCUCGCCCGUCACGAGUGCGUCCGCGGAGACCUCCGUCAGCGCCCCGGCACAGGUGGCCUCCCGCUGGUGA